AUGCGAGAUGCAAGCGCUGCAGCCACCGGGACGCUUGUCCCAUGGGUCAGCCAGACGGCGACAAACCGGUUCAGUUGGAUCGUCAUGUGCAACCUCCCUUUCUCUUUUUGCGAGUCGGAAGAGACGCGAAGGUUUACUAACUUACCGCCGAUCUGCGUCGAGACGCUCUAUGGUGACAUGGAGAGCGUCGUGAAGGCCGUCGAGAAGUCCAUCGGCGAGGAGAUGCCCAAGUCGUUCGGCCUCGUCAUCGACGGCUGGACCCAUGGCACCGAGCACUUCCUAGCUGUGUAUGCAUGCUAA
Messenger RNA from Phytophthora nicotianae INRA-310, 300 nucleotides. RefSeq lists its product as hypothetical. The record is from RefSeq and is a predicted model, not a curated record. Bases 1 to 300 code for a protein of 99 amino acids. The transcript has 2 exons. Lineage: Eukaryota; Oomycota; Peronosporomycetes; Peronosporales; Peronosporaceae.